AGCCAGAGGGACAUGGGAGUUUGGCGGCGAGAGAAAGGGUGAGCCACAGGUUUUGGUACCGACAUAGAAUUCUCGGGGUUUUGGCCUGCGCGAGGGACUAGCAAGCCGAACUUUAAGAAGUACUACUUCCCCACUCAGAUACACCCCCGUUCUCGGACCCGCCUUAGUCUCCCUCUUGGGUCGGGCCCAGACUCGUUUCUUCCUUGAGUUUCCCGCGGGAACUAACCCUUGAAGAUGACCAACCGCAGCUGAGAGUUUUGACGGCAGGGCCAACCAGAGACGAGGUGGAAGAGGCGGGGUUGGAGCCGGCUCAGCGUCGGGAAGAGUUUUUCCUUUUCUAUUUUUCCUAUAAGGGGCGAGCUGCCCCUUCUGGGUCCCUAAGGGGAGCAAGGGGGUCACGGGGGGAUGCAGAAGCGCACGGACCGUACCCCGCUCGGGUGGGGACCUCGCCGAGGCCGGGCUUACCCUUCAGCAGGCCCCUCCGGGGGUCCGGGCCCAGCCUUGUCGCACCAGACGCCUCUGAGCUCCUCAGGACCACACGCCAGCUGCCUAGACCUGUGGAGGGAAAAGAAUGACCAGCUAGUGCGACAGGCCAAGGUGGCUCAGGACUCGCGUCAGUUUCUGAGGCGACAGCAGUUGGCUCAAGAUGCGCUGGAAGGAUUCAGGGAACUCCUCCACAGCUUGCAGGGUCUCCCUCCAGCUGUUCCUGUCCUCCCCUUGGAAUUGACUGUUACCUGCAAUUUCAUUACUGUGAAGGCAAGUCUGGCCCAGGGUUUCACUGAAGACCAAGCACAGGAUAUCCAACAGGGCCUGGAGAGAGUGCUGGAGACCCAGGAGCAGCUUGGGCCCAGACAGGAAUGUGGGCUCAGGGGGCUGUGGGACUCUGUUCUCCAUUAUUCCUCUGUUCUGCUGGAGCUACUCCCUGCCCUUCAUCACCUCGCUGGCCUGCAGGCUGCCCUCUGGCUAAGCACUGACUGUCUUGGAGACCUGACCUUGCUGCUGCAGACCUUGAAUGGUAAUCAGAGUGAGGCCUCUGAGGAUCUGUUGCACCUUCUGAAAACUUGGAGCCCCCCAGCUGAGGAGUCAGAUGGUCCAUUGACUCUGCAGGAUGCCCGAGGCUUAAAGGAUGUCCUUCUUACAGCUUCUGCUUAUCGCCAAGGCCUCCAGGAGUUGAUCACAGGAAGCCUGCCCAAGGCACUGAGCAGCCUGCAAGAAGCAGCCUCAGGUCUGUGCCCAAGGCCUGUGUUGGUCCAGGUGUACACAGCCCUGGGGACCUGUCUCCGUAAAAUGGGCAGUCCACAGAGAGCUCUGCUAUACUUGGUUGCGGCCCUGAAAGGGGGAUCACCCUGGGGUCCUCCACUUCUGGAGGCCUCCAGGCUAUAUCGGCAACUGGGGAACACAGCGGCAGAGCUGGAGAGUCUGGAGCUGUUGGUUGAUGCCUUGAGUGUCACUCACAGUUCUGAAGUCCCCCAGCUUUUCAUUGAAGUAGAGUUACUACUCCCCCAACCUGACCCAGCCUCACCCCUUUACUGUGGCACACAGAGCCAGGCCAAGUACCUGCUAGCAAGCCGAUGCCUACAAAUAGGAAGGGCAGUGGAUGCUGCAGAGCAUUACUUGGACUUGCUGGCUUUGUUGUUGGAUGACUCUGAGCCAAAGUUCUCCCCGCCCCCUUGUCCCCCAGGGCCCUGCAUGCCUGAGGUGUUCUUGGAGGCAGCAGCAGCACUGAUCCAGGCAGGCCGGGCACAAGAUGCCUUGACUGUAUGUGAGGAGCUGCUCAGCCGCACGUCGUCUCUGCUUCCCAAGAUGCCCCUGCUGUGGGAAGAUGCCAGAAAAGGAACCAAGGAGUCACUGCACUGUCCAUCUUGGGUCUCUGCCAUCUACAUGCUUCAGGGUCGAGCCUGGGUGCAGCUGGGGGCCCCAAAAGAAGCAAUUAGUGAAUUUAGCCGGUGCCUUGAGCUGCUCUUCCGAGCCACACCUAAGGACAAAGAACAAGGUCCUGCUUCCAACUGUGAGCAGCGGUGUAUGUCAGAUGUGGCACUACAACAGCUGCGAGUAGCUGCCCUCAUAAGUCGUGGACUGCAAUGGGUGGCCAGCGGCCAAGAUACUAAAGCCCUACAGGACUUCCUCCUCAGUGUACAGAUGUGCCCAGGUAAUCGAGAUGCUUCCUUUCACCUGCUUCAGACACUACGGAGGAUGGAUCGGAGGGAUGAGGCUAUUGCUCUCUGGUGGAGGCUGGAGGCCCAAGCUAAGUUGCCACAGGAGAAUGCUGCACGGUCUCUCCCCCUGUACCUAGAAACCUAUUUGAGCUGGAUUUGUUCUCCUGACCGUGAAACCCUUCUUGAGGAGUUUCAGACAUCUCUGCUGGAACCUUGUGACCCAUAGCUGCCAUGUUUUAAAAGGCCUGAACUGUGGGCCCUGUGGCCCAUUUCUCCGUGCUUUACCAUUUUUGGGGAAUGUGGGUGAAAACUAAUCUACGUAUAUAAGUCGGGUACUGGAGAGGUUGGAAGUAGUCCCACCAAAUUUGGCUUAGUUACUGCCGUUCUGGUUCCAGAGGAAACCCUCCCCCACCUUGCCAGCAAAAAGACACUGACUUUGCUUAUGACACCCUUUUUCCUUUUCUCCUUUUCUUGUGUUGAGUAAAAUCUCAUAUUUAUCUCUUGUUUGCCUACUACAUAUACUUGAGUGGGAAGGCUCACAGCUAUCUGAUUCAGUUGAGUGCUGGUUGUUUAAGAUGCCCUCUCCCAACAUCAUCUACUUUAUGAGACUGAGCUCUGGAUGGAAGAAAGUACUACAGGAA
Molecule: messenger RNA, 2797 nt
Organism: Suricata suricatta (meerkat)
Lineage: Eukaryota; Metazoa; Chordata; Mammalia; Carnivora; Herpestidae
Gene: FANCG
Product: FA complementation group G
Exons: 14
Coding region: 406-2382 (658 amino acids)
Biological process (GO): interstrand cross-link repair
Cellular component (GO): Fanconi anaemia nuclear complex
Molecular function (GO): protein binding
Source: RefSeq, a predicted model, not a curated record